CGGGAGUGGGGAAAUUCAGGCCCCAGCAGUAUCCAUACCACAGAGCGGGGAUACAAAAGACACACAGAUGGAAUGAGCGCAACUCAAUAGGCUCUCAUAAGGCUGCCACACAACAGCGCCACAAAGAAAGCCAGAAAGUGCGAAAGAUAAAAAUUUGCUUCCCAAUUCUCUGCCGCACCUGGGAGGGACGGAGUGCGACCGUAACAGUCGACGGCGUUCAAAUGGGUUGGAUGUGUUCGAAUGACAACGACACGGGGCUGCUUUGAAGAAAUCUCCGCCGCUCGAACUUAACUCGAUCGGCUCUCGGCGGACUUCCGCAAGUUUAAAGCAAAGAGUCAUCGAAUGAAUCAAGGCGCCUAGCAUGCUCAUGAAACUCGUGCCGCACCUCCCGCGCGAUGUAGAGUAACUCGGUCCCUCAUCCUAUUCGGCAUUUGAACCUACUAGUGUGGAUUACUUGGCGCUAACGCGCUCAAUCUGACGCUUUUCAAUAAGGCCUUGGUGGGUGGGUACGUGCGUGCGGCCGCGCGUGUGAGUGUGUGAAGGGGGUCAUGUGACCAUGAUGUUUCACUUGACAGUUUCGCAGCUGUAAAAACAAGUUUUUUUUAAAAAAAUUGAAAUGUUCACAUAUCUUUCAGCGCACGUGCACGUUGUUUUCGAACAUUCACUUUGGACCUGCUACAAGUGUCCCUCCUUUUUUUUCUUUCGGCUGUCGACACCCCCAUUGUGUGCACUUCCUUCAUGUCCUGUGAGCACUUGACAGGCCCUUGCAGUUUGCCACCAGACUCAACGUGAUUUCAAACUGGUCCACUUGAAAAACGGCCUUAGCCACAGGCUGCAACAUCCAUGCAAAUCGAAUGCAACCGUGGUAGACGAUGCGGACGCGGCUGCACACCUUUCUCACCAGACGUGAGAUUGGUGGUCGGUGAGGCACCGACAGUCCAGUUGGUUUUGCCCCAAAGCAAAUUGUGUGAUUAUGACGUGUAGGUUGCCAGCAAACGAUUUGGGUACCAACCGACACCAAGAUAAAUGAGAAUGAUGUUCAGCCAUCUGUCUUGUUCCGAUUUGCUACAUUUGCUGUCUCUUCCCACGAGUAACGAUUCACUUACCCGCGCACAAUUUGUGAGGACUCUCACGCAGUCGCAAAUCACACAGUAUUAUUUCCCACUCACUCGCAAAACUGAUUUGGUUCCUGUUGUGACAGAUUCGUUACUUGCUCAAAUCAUUUUUUACUUUUUGUGUUUCCUCGGGUUGGAGUGUUCUCAAGUGAGAGCUGACUUGAGUAUAAUUUGAGGCGAGAGCGGCACAACGAAAGUGAUUUUUUUCUUUAUUUUGCAGACUAAGGGUAGAAAUCCCGUGUGUGUGUGCGUGCUACAUUUUUUGGACAGCCUACAAGCUGCAGAGAAAUCUGAGCUGCUGUUGCAACACUCAUGUGCGUGUGCGCGCGCCUCUUUGGAGGCCCCACCCUGUUCGGAGGAAUCCCGCCAAUCACAGGAAAAAGAAGGAUUACAAUUUCAUCAUGCGGACGGGACUCGGCAUGUCGCUUAAAGCAGCCGAGCUUAACGACUCACCUGACCCGCCAAUGAGCUGGCGGCUCCAUCGCUUGCAUAUUUUCUCGUUAACGCGCUAGGCAGACGACGGCCCGUUUCGUGUUAUGGCCGUUUGUCGGUGCCACAAAUAGUACCGUAUUUUCCGCCCUAUAAGGCUACGUCACCGAAUAGCUGUUGUACCCGCGAGGCUAUUUCAUUUCAAAAUAGGCUGCUCCGUUAAUGUUUCGAGUAAAUCUACGGAUCAAUAUGGAAGGGAAACAUAGGUAUCUUCUGGAGCAAGACUUUCCUGGUAUGCGGAUUGGACCCGAACCCACCACGGAUGGCUUCAUCGCGGUGAUGUACGGCGACAACGAGGGGAUUGUACCCGGCAACGCCCUGGUGGUGGACCCCAAGAAGCCCUUCAGGAAGCUCAACGCCUUUGGAAACUCGUUUCUCAACAGGUUCAUCUGCUCUCAGAUGCCCAAUCAGGUUCUUCAGAGCAUCAGCAUCAUCGACACGCCGGGGAUUCUGUCCGGAGAGAAGCAGCGCAUCAGCAGAGGUUACGACUUUGCCGAGGUUCUGCGUUGGUUCGGCGAGCGAGUGGACAGGAUCAUCCUGCUUUUUGACGCCCACAAACUGGACAUCUCGGACGAGUUCUCCGAGGCCAUUCGAGCUCUCAAAGGACAAGACGACAAGAUCAGGGUGGUCCUCAACAAGGCCGACCAGGUGGACACGCAGCAGCUGAUGCGGAUCUACGGCGCCCUCAUGUGGUCUCUGGGCAAAGUGAUCAACACCCCGGAAGUGGUGCGGGUUUAUCUGGGCUCCUUCUGGGCCAAACCCCUACAGAACACGGAGAACAGGCGUCUAUUUGAGGCGGAGUCUCAGGACCUCUUCCGGGACAUCCAGAGUCUUCCGAAGAACGCGGCGCUUCGCAAGCUCAAUGAUCUCAUCAAGAGGGCCAGGCUGGCCAAGGUGCACGCUUACAUCAUCAGCUACCUCAAGAAGGAGAUGCCAUCGCUGUUUGGGCGCGAGAAGAAGAAGGAGGAGCUCAUCGCGAGGCUGCCUGAGAUCUAUGCCAUCCUGCAGAGGGAGCACCACAUCAGCCCUGGAGACUUUCCUAACGUCAACAAGAUGCAGGACAUGUUGCAGCACUACGACUUCAGCAAAUUCCCAUCGCUGAAGAUGAAGCUGAUCGAGUCCGUGGACAAGAUGCUUGCGUCCAAGAUCGCCGGGCUGAUGACCAUGAUCCGCGAGGAGGAAACCAAGGUGCCGCCUGCCAUGGUGUCGGGCGGCGCCUUCGAGGGCUCCCAGGACGGCCCCUUCGGCCGCGGCUAUGGCGAGGGCAUCGGCGCCGGCGCCGACGGAGCCGAGGACUGGAUUGUCAGCCGGGACAAGCACCGCUACGACGAGAUUUUCUACACGCUCAUGCCCGUCAACGGCAAAAUCAGCGGCGUCAACGCCAAGAAGGAGAUGAUGAACUCCCGGCUGCCCAACACUGUACUGGGCAAGAUAUGGAAGCUGGCUGACUGCGACCAGGAUGGCAGCCUGGACGACGAGGAGUUUGCACUGGCUCAGCACCUCAUCAAGGUCAAGCUGGAGGGCUACGAGCUGCCGGCCGAGCUGCCCCCACACCUGGUGCCGCCCGCCCAUCGCAAGCACGCCGAGGCUGAGUACGAUCCCGGCGAGGACUAGACGCUCGCACCCAUGCACCCUGACUGACAUUCGACGACAACAGGCACCUGUGUUUAUUUGCUACGCUGCCCGCUCGCUUGAAAUUUUCGGUUCAUCUCAAAAUUAGCAAGUUGGCCAUCAGCAGAUUUUUGGGGAAGGACUCUCGUCUUUUUAUUUGCUGAAAAGGUUUUGUAGUCCAAACAACUCAAGAAGGCCGUGGUGGAGAAAUCAAAAUGUUCCACACAAAUCAUUGCACAUUAGAACCUCAAAGACUUGCCUGGUCGAAUUUCAUUUUUCAUGCAGUGUUCCCAUGUCUGUGGACAAAGUCCUGCCUGUUAAGGAGUUUUCAGAAAUCUUUUGUCAAUAUAGAGAAGGAUUUCCCGAAAGACUUCAUUUCGUUGAUGGUUCAGUCCCUUCAAUCUACGGAAACGACGGACACAAUAAAGUGGUAAGUUUGAGAUGACACAAAAAUAAUAAACUGUAUUCUGCACUCGU
Syngnathus typhle (broad-nosed pipefish) is the source of this 3692-nucleotide messenger RNA. It is a transcript of the gene ehd4, whose product is annotated as EH-domain containing 4. Gene Ontology annotation, molecular function: GTP binding; calcium ion binding; protein binding. Gene Ontology annotation, biological process: endocytosis; endosomal transport. Gene Ontology annotation, cellular component: plasma membrane; cytoplasm. The transcript has 8 exons. Bases 1767 to 3218 code for a protein of 483 amino acids. Lineage: Eukaryota; Metazoa; Chordata; Actinopteri; Syngnathiformes; Syngnathidae. The record is from RefSeq and is a predicted model, not a curated record.